Racocetra fulgida is the source of this 306-nucleotide messenger RNA. The record is from the annotation of a GenBank genome assembly. NCBI's taxonomy places the organism in Eukaryota, Fungi, Glomeromycota, Glomeromycetes, Diversisporales, Gigasporaceae.
UUAGCAUUAUUAGAAAAUAUGGAAAUGAUGAAUUUCAUAUUGUUAUUGAGAAACAACCAGCAACUGUAAAGAUACAUUUCAAAAAAAAUAACGAACACAUUAUUGUUCCUGAAUUUUUUAAAUGUAAAUGUUCCAAAUCAGAAUUAAACGUUGAUGAAUUAACCGAAAUUAAUCCAUUAAUAUACGAAGAAGAAGAAAUUGACAAAAAAGUUAAUAAUAGCAUCUAUAAUCAUAUCAAUAUUGAUGAAAAUACUGAUGUUAUUUAUAAAGAUACCAAUAACAGUUCUCCAAAAGCGAAUCAAAUUC